AUGCCUCCUACUGCCUCCAAGCCGUCUAAGAAACGGAGUAAACCUUACACAGUUGCUUCUUCAGCCACGGUGGAUCCUGUCCCCUCAGUUUCGAGCAAAACUAAAAAGUCGACCAAAGAGAAGGAUGCAAAAUAUCAGUUAUUUAAUAAGUAUGCUAAUACAUCUUCUGGUGUCAUUGAUCCAGAAGGAAUUGAGAAACUUUGCUCCAAAUUGAAAGUUUCUCAUACUGAUAUCAAGAUCUUGAUGCUAGCUUGGAAAAUGAAGGCUGAAAGACAAGGUUACUUCACAAAGGCUGAAUGGAGAAGAGUAUUCAAGGCGUUAAAGGUUGACACUAUAAAAAAAUUGAAGAAAGCCCUUCCAGAGCUCGAGAAAGAGGUCAGAGAGCCAUUGAAUUUUGCAGACUUCUAUGCUUUCCGUUAUUGUUUGACAGAUGAAAGACAAAAUUGCUUAGACAUUGAGACUAUUUGUCAACUCCUAGAUUUGGUCUUAGGAUCUACAUUCCGUGACCAGGUUGAUCACUUUGUCGACUACCUGAAAUAUCUUAGAAUACAGAAAGAUUACAAAGUCAUCACCAUGGACCAAUGGAUGGGUUUUUAUAGAUUCUGCAAUGAGAUAAGUUUCCCGGACAUGACCAACUACAGUCUAGAACUUGCGUGGCCAUUGAUUCUCGACAACUUUUUUGAGUGGAUGCGCGAAAAACAAGCAUGA
Molecule: messenger RNA, 708 nt
Organism: Eruca vesicaria subsp. sativa (arugula)
Lineage: Eukaryota; Viridiplantae; Streptophyta; Magnoliopsida; Brassicales; Brassicaceae
Source: the annotation of a GenBank genome assembly